Messenger RNA from Notechis scutatus (mainland tiger snake), 5835 nucleotides. The record is from RefSeq and is a predicted model, not a curated record. NCBI's taxonomy places the organism in Eukaryota, Metazoa, Chordata, Lepidosauria, Squamata, Elapidae.
AUGGAGGGCAAAGGCUUGGGAGCCAAGAAGGGUCCGGGAGGGAAGCUCGGCGGCUCCGUCCGAAGGAUGAGCAGCUCCUUCCAACGCACUUCGCUGAAGGGUUCCAUAUCGGGAUCCCAGAAGGGUCAAAAAGCUUGGAUAGAGAAGACUUUUUUCAAGAGAGAAUGCAGCCGCAUAAUUGUCAACAGCAAAGAUGCUACCAGGUGCUGCUGUGGUCAACUCCUUCUUCAACACAUCCCCAUUCCGGUCGAAACCGCAAACAAGGAUGGAGAAGACCCAACAAAGCAGUUAGAGGCUCAGCCAGAAAAAUGGUCCAUCAGUAAACACACCCAAGCCCUCCCCACUGAUGCCUUUGGGAACCUCGAGUUCCAAGGUGGAGGUCAUAUCAAUAAGUCCAUGUACAUCCGAGUGUCCUAUGACACCAAGCCAGAUUUGCUGCUCCAACUCAUGGUGAGGGACUGGCAACUAGAACUCCCCAAGCUCUUAAUAUCCGUCCAUGGAGGCCUCCAGAACUUUGAGCUACAGCCCAAACUUAAACAAGUGUUUGGGAAGGGCCUCAUCAAGGCUGCCAUGACCACCGGGGCCUGGAUUUUCACAGGAGGAGUCAGUACAGGAAUCAUUCGCCAUGUUGGAGAUGCCCUGAAAGACCACUCUUCCAAGUCCAGAGGACGCAUCUUUGCUGUUGGCAUUGCCCCGUGGGGCAUUGUGGAAAACAAGGAAGAUCUACUUGGGAAAGAUGUGACGAAGCUUUAUCAGACGAUGUCAAACCCACUCAGCAAACUUUGCGUGCUGAACAGCUCCCAUACGCACUUCAUCCUCGCCGACAAUGGCACCCUGGGCAAAUAUGGGGCAGAGGUGAAACUGAGGCGCCAACUGGAAAAGCACAUUUCUCUGCAGAAAAUCAACACCCGCCUGGGUCAAGGAGUCCCUGUGGUAGGGUUGAUAGUUGAAGGUGGCCCCAACGUGAUCUCCAUUGUCUUGGAAUACCUGUGUGAAGAGCCCCCACUUCCCGUGGUCAUCUGUGACGGCAGUGGAAGAGCAUCAGACAUCAUAUCAUUUGCACACAAGUAUUCAGAAGAAGGCGGCAUAAUAAAUGAAUCUCUUCGGGACCAACUGCUGGUGACCAUUCAGAAAACGUUCAACUACAGUCGGAAUCAAGCCCACCAGCUCUUUGUGAUCCUCAUGGAAUGUAUGAAGAAGAAAGAACUUAUCACAGUGUUCCGGAUGGGAUCUGAAGGACAGCAAGAUAUUGAGAUGUCCAUCCUAACGGCUUUACUUAAAGGUACCAACGUCUCUGCACCCGAUCAGCUGAGCUUAGCUUUGGCUUGGAACCGAGUCGAUAUCGCCCGCAGCCAGAUCUUUGUCUUUGGGCACCAGUGGCCGCCCCUGGGACGUCUGGCCCCGGCCGAUGGGGCACUUCAAGAAAAGGAGAAGAAAUCUCCGGCCCCUCAAGCGAAAGGAGGAAGAGGGAAAGGGAAAGGGAAAAAGAAAGGUGGAAAGCAGAAAGAGGAACCGGAAGAAGAGCUGGAUCCAAGGAAACUUGAACUCUUGAACUGGGUAAACGCCCUGGAGCAAUCAAUGUUGGAUGCCCUUGUCUUGGACCGAGUGGACUUUGUGAAGCUUUUGAUUGAGAAUGGGGUUAACAUGCAGAGAUUCCUCACCAUCCCACGGCUGGAAGAGCUUUACAACACUAGACUUGGCCCACCAAACAAUUUGCAUGUGAUUGUGAGAGACGUGAAAAAGGGAAAUCUACCCCCUGAUUAUCAUAUCAGCCUCAUCGACAUUGGUUUGGUGCUAGAAUAUCUCAUGGGUGGGGCGUAUCGCUGCAACUAUACACGGAAGAGUUUCCGGACCCUCUACAACAAUCUCUUUGGACCUAAACGGCCUAAAGCACUUAAACUUCUAGGCAUGGAGGAUGAUGAGCCCCCCACCAAAGGGAAGAAAAAGAAGAAGAAGAAGAAGGAAGAGGACAUUGACAUUGAUGUGGAUGAUCCAGAAGUCAGCCGCUUCCAAUAUCCAUUCCAUGAGCUCAUGGUUUGGGCAGUGUUGAUGAAGAGACAAAAAAUGGCCCUCUUUCUGUGGCAACGUGGAGAAGAAGCCAUGGCCAAAGCUUUAGUGGCUUGUAAGCUCUACAAAGCCAUGGCCCACGAGUCUCUGGAGAGCGAGCUUGUGGACGAUAUCUCUCAAGAUCUGGACAACAACUCCAAGGAUUUUGGCCAGCUGGCUGUGGAGCUGCUGGAUCAGUCCUACAAGCAUGAUGAGCAGGUGGCCAUGAAACUCUUGACCUAUCAGUUGAAGAACUGGAGCAACUCUACUUGCCUGAAACUUGCGGUAGCAGCCAAACAUCGGGACUUCAUUGCACACACUUGCAGCCAGAUGCUAUUGACUGACAUGUGGAUGGGAAGGUUGCACAUGCGGAAAAACCCAGGUCUUCAGGUCAUCAUGGGGAUCCUCAUCCCUCCCACCAUCCUCUUCCUGGAAUUCCGGACCAAUGACGAGUAUCAAACAUCCAGUGAAAAAGAAGUUGGGAAAGAAAAGGAGGAAGAGAAUGCGGAUGCCAAUGCUGAUGCUGGAUCUCGAAAAGGAGAUGAAGAAGGUGGGAAGACUAAGCAGAAGGGCCUUCCCAUCGGAACCAAGAUCUGUGAAUUCUACAACGCACCAAUUGUGAAGUUCUGGUUUUACACGAUAUCCUACCUGGGCUACUUAAUGCUGUUCAAUUACAUCAUCCUGGUUCGGAUGGAACGGUGGCCCUCAGUCCAAGAAUGGGUGGUCAUCUCCUACAUCUUGACUCUGGCUUUAGAGAAAGUCAGGGAGAUUUUGAUGUCAGAACCAGGGAAACUAAGUCAGAAAAUCAAAGUGUGGCUGCAAGAAUAUUGGAACAUUACUGAUUUGGUGGCCAUUUCUGUGUUUCUGAUUGGAGCUAUUCUUCGCUUGCAAAACCCACCUUACAUGAGUUAUGGAAGAGUGAUCUAUUGUGUGGACAUCAUUUUCUGGUACAUCCGUGUCCUGGACAUCUUUGGUGUGAACAAAUACCUGGGACCCUACGUCAUGAUGAUUGGGAAGAUGAUGAUUGACAUGCUGUAUUUUGUGGUCAUUAUGUUGGUGGUUCUGAUGAGUUUCGGGGUGGCUCGCCAAGCCAUCCUCCACCCCGAUGAAGAACCCACCUGGAGAUUGGCCCGUAACAUCUUCUACAUGCCCUACUGGAUGAUCUAUGGAGAGGUUUUUGCUGAUCAGAUAGACCUCUACGCCAUGGAGAUCAAUCCUCCUUGUGGAGAUAACCUUUUUGAUGAGGAUGGCAAACGGCUCCCCCCUUGUAUCCCCGGUGCUUGGCUGACUCCUGCCAUCAUGGCUUGCUACCUGCUGGUUGCCAACAUUCUCCUGGUCAACCUGUUGAUUGCUGUCUUUAACAACACUUUCUUUGAAGUGAAAUCCAUCUCCAACCAAGUCUGGAAAUUCCAGCGGUAUCAGCUGAUCAUGACUUUCCAUGACAGGCCCGUCCUCCCACCGCCCAUGAUCAUCUUCAGCCACCUGUACAUCCUCAUUAUACGUGUUUGCUGCCGCUGGAAGAAGCACAAAGAAGGGGACCAGGAUGAACGUGAUCGUGGGCUGAAACUGUUUCUAAGCGAUGAAGAGUUGAAAAAACUGUACGAAUUCGAGGAACAAUGUGUGGAGGAAUAUUUUCGAGAAAAAGAAGAUGAAGAGCAGUCCUCCAAUGACGAACGCAUCCGAGUUACUUCUGAAAGGGUUGAAAACAUGUCGAUGAGGUUAGAGGAAGUGAAUGAAAGGGAGCAUUUCAUGAAGGCUUCUCUCCAGACGGUGGAUCUUCGGCUUUGUCAGCUGGAAGACACUUCUUGCCGCAUGGCAGCUGCUCUGGAGAAACUGGCCGGCAUUGACACUUCAGAAUUGACUCUCCCACGUUCUAGGGCCUCCUCUGAAUGUGACACAGCUUAUCUUUUGAGGCAAAGCAGUGUGAACAGUUCGGAUGGUUACAGCAUCUAUCGCUACCAGACGGACGAGCUGAUCUGUGACACCUUGCCCACUCCGAUGUCUCCAGCGUUGCGUAAAGCCAACUCCAAGAUGCAGCUGGGCCCAGAACGUCAAGGGAGCCUCUGUUCUGUCUUGAGACCAAAUGAGGUGACCUCCAUGGAAACCAGUAAGAACACCUUAGAGGUCAUUCAGGCGGCCCCUGGCUCAUAUUCCGGUUCAGUAGACCCACAGGAUCAGUCCCCAGGUUAUGAGUCCAUAUCUCAAUCCAGUCAACCUGGAACCCAACCAGUUCUGCAGAAGGCCCAGCUACCUCUAGGGAAGACCAAAUUGGAAGCCACCAUCUCUUACCCCUUGGACAAGCCUAGAGCAAGGAGAUACUACCCGACGGAAACAGGCAACACUUCUCACGCCGCCAUAAUGAAGUCGAAGAGUUUUAUUUUUGCCCAAGGCCAAGAUUUGGUUGGCGGGCUUAACAACUGGACACUGGUGGACCAAGAAUAUAGGACUAUCAUGAACCAAGUGUGCCCUUCUGUGGUUCAGCAGUGGAUGGCUGAAUGGAAGUAUGAACUUCAGCAAAAAAUGGACGAUGAGCCCCCUCCCGAAUAUCCAGGAAUUGUGCCUGAGCUGGAGAAUCAAGCAGAGCAGAAGUAUUUGUUGGCCAGCCCUGAAGAGAAUCGUGAGAUGGGCAAAGUUGAAGGUCUCAGUCCCUCCUCCGUGUCUUCACUGCUCAUUCCGAGGAGGGCAUCGUGCAACAGACCCUCGGUGAAGUCAGGAAGAACUGGUAGGUACCCACCUGGGCGGUCAAGGAGUUUGCACAGCCGUUCUCAGAGAACCAAGUCCAUUAAGGAGAGGCUAAAUAGGCCAGGCCAUGCCAGUAGCAUCAGCAGUUUGAUGACACCUUCUGGAUCUCCAACGGAGGAGCGGAAAAUGAAUCAAGAAAAACCCUCCACAGAAACUGAAUGCUAAACACGGCCUUUUUCAAUAAAUGAGCUGCAGGAGAUGAGGUUGGAUUGGCUUUGCUUGGCCUUGACAAGAAAAGACUGAUAGGAUAACACUUCUCAAUGGCCUGAAAGGCGGCCACACACAAGAAGACCAAAUCUGUUGUCUCAUUUUCUUGGGCAGCCUUUUCUCAAUCAUGGACAGAGGGAGGCAGAUUCCAACUGCAUAUUGAACAAAACCUCCUAAGGUGUGAGAACCAGUGACCAAGAGAAGAGGAGAAUCCACUUCAUUGGGGCUUCUCCAGGACAAGCUAGACAGCUGGACGGUUGGAGAGGUUUUCAUCUGGAUCCUGGACUGAACAGGGGAACCAAAGUGAGGGUUUCCAUCUCCUUUUGCAACCUGUGAAUGGAUAAACACAGCACAGAUAAAGAAAGAUAAACAGAAAUGGUGGAAUGACAGCUUAAUUGUGUCCCUCCCUCCCUUCCCUUCCCCAAAUAUUUGCAUACAGAGACACCUUCAAUGUCUGCCACCCCUUCCCCCAGUAUGAUCUCCUUUGAUAUCAGUGCAGAAAAUUUUCUGUUUUCUCUUUCCUCCUUCUGGCAUCCUGCUAUGAGGAUUGAAGCCAUGGGGAACCAGCUCUUCUUUCUUUUAUCACCCUGAAAUCUUUGCAGUAAGGAGCAUCUGAUAGCUCAGCUUCCUGUAGACAUGAUCCUAUGUUGCUGCUUCACGAUGCGUUGAAAAAUAAAGGAAAAAGAAAGGGCAGCUUUGCAGUCUUCUGGGCACAGGGUGCGAAGCAAAGAGAGGGCAUGUUUCCACCUAGCCUGAAGAGAAACCCAAAAGGUGCCAUUACGAGAUGUAAAGAGAUGAGGGGAGCUUGAAAUUCCAGGGUUGAGCCUAAUUCAUCAACCA